AUGCCAGGAUCACCACCGCAUCUGCCCGUGUUGCCGGCUGGCUUCGGCACCGACUCCUCCUAUCCACCCAUCCCCGGCAGCACGCGCGUCACCGCCUCUCAGCCCAGACCGUCGGUCGUGCCGGCACCAGCACCGCUGCCGCGUCCAUCAGCACCCUCCGGCCCCACCUACCGCCCCACAGGCCCACCGCUGCCGCCGCUUCCACCUGGCGCGCUCGAGCAGGAACGACGUAGACACCAGUCAGCCAGCUAUUCGUCCUCUGCCAUUCCGCCCUCUUCGGGUCUCAGGCCAGGCCAGUUCGUCCAUGCACCCACACCACCACCGCCCUCAUCUCAGAAUCACUUUGUUGGAGGAUUCGCAACCCCACCUCCACCACACAUGCAGCCAUCCACAUCCACAUCCACAAUGCCAGCACCGGGUCGCGUGCUCCCGCCACCGCCAGCUGCACCCGCACCCAUAUCAUCACACUCACACUCGCAGCAGCUUUCCAACGGCAUGCACAACAUGUCGAUAGGCAACAACAGCGCUAGUUCACACCAGCAGCACGCCUCGGCAGCGCGUCGAGCGAGUGCCAACGACGUCUACGGCCCCAACUCGUCAUCAUCACAAGCUUCUGGCCCGCCGAGCUUGUCGGCGCCAUUGCCGGAUAUCGCGGCGCUGGCGUCGCAGCGAGAGCGAGCGCGCGACGACAAGCAGCGCAUCGCGUGGGCCAAGCAGCUCUUCAAGUACGUCGAGCGCAAUUUUGCCGACGGCACCAAGAUCAGCGAGCCCUUCCUGGUCAAGUGGACAGACGAUGCCAUCGCGAUCGUGCAGCAGAGCGCGUCGGCGGCGCGGCCCGAGCCCGAGGCUCUGUACCUGCGCGGCGACCUGCAGGCGUCGGGCGCCUUCCCGGCGUAUCUGCCCAAGAACCUCAAGGAGGCGUUCAACGACUUUGAGCUCUCGGCACGCAUGGGCUGGGCGCCCAGCUGGUUCCGCAUCGGACGCGACUACGAGGUGCUGGGCGACCAUGCGCGCGCGCGCGACGCGUACGACCGCGGCGUGCACGCCGGCGACGUCGGAUGCAUCUAUCGACUCGGCAUGGCCAACCUGUUGGAACAACUCGAGGUGGGUGUCAACCAUGCGCGUGCGAUCGCGAUGCUGCGCGAUGCAGCCGACAAGGCGGACGUCGACACGCCACAGCCGGCGUACAUCUACGGCAUGCUGCUGGCGGGCGAGUUUGCGCAUGUCGAAAUCGCGCCGCACCUUCUGGCGCCUGCACAGGCCGGCGGGAGUGUCGAGGACGAGGCGCGGCGGCGCAUCCAGAAGGCGGCGUGGCUCGGGUUUGCACCGGCGCAGUACAAGUGCGGCUGGCUGUUCGAGUACGCGCAGCUCGGAUGUGCGUUCGACCCGCUGCUGAGCGUGCAGUACUACAGCCUUGCGUCGCAGGGCGGCGAGACCGAGGCGGACAUGGCGCUCUCCAAGUGGUUCCUCUGCGGCGCCGACCAGUUUUUCGAAAAGAACGAGACGCUCGCCUACACGUUUGCCGACAAGGCGGCGCGGCGCGGGCUGGCGUCGGCCGAAUUUGCGCUCGGCUACUAUCACGAAGUGGGCGUCGGCACGGAGAGGAACGUCGAUGCGGCGCGCAAGUGGUACACCAAGGCGGCGGGCAAGGACAAUGCGGAUGCCAAGGAGAGGCUGCGUGCGUUGCAGGCGCCACAGGCGACGGGAUUGUCGAGGCACGAGCACGAGGCGGUCAUGGACGACAAACUCGUGCGCAGACGCACGCAGGCCAAGAUGCUCAGCGACCGCGAGGGUAGGAGCCCCACCGCGCCCGCACCGGACGCACCGCUGGGCACAUCGCCGCGCCGACAGGCCGGUCCAACUCCGGCUCCGAGCACCGGCGGCCGUCUGGCGGCGCCAGGUGGCAAUACGGGCAAUCAGCUGGAGCUGUCGCGCAAAAAAACCAUGAAGAUGGUCGAGGAGACCGCGGCGGGUCGACGCAGGCACCAGCGUGGCUACGAGCGUGGGGGGCGUUCGGAAGUCGCUGCAGCUCCGACCGCAAACGCAGCCUCUGCUCCAACGGCUGCGCGACCGCCUGCUGCCGUCAAGCCUGUUGCAUCCGCGCCAGCGCCUCGACCCGCCGCUACGGACUACUCUGCACCAUCACACCCGCCCGCAUCCUCCGUCACACCCAGCAACACCUCAGGCACGACGUACGCGACCGCGUCGGACGACUCCAAGAAGGCGUACAACACGUUUGCCGAGAUGGGGUUUGCGCCACAAAAGCCGUCGAAGCGCGACGAGUGUGUGGUGCUGUAG
This is a messenger RNA of Moesziomyces antarcticus, 2298 nucleotides long. RefSeq names its product HCP-like protein. The transcript has a single exon. NCBI's taxonomy places the organism in Eukaryota, Fungi, Basidiomycota, Ustilaginomycetes, Ustilaginales, Ustilaginaceae. Gene Ontology annotation, molecular function: protein binding. The coding region runs from base 1 to 2298 and encodes 765 amino acids. The record is from RefSeq and is a predicted model, not a curated record.